AUGACUGCUUCCAAUGGUAACGCCGCCCGCCGCGGCCUCCCCGUCGGCAUCUACGCCCCCACCAUGACCUUCUUCAACCCUGAGACGGAAGAUAUCGAUAUCCCUACCAUAAAGAAGCACGCUGAGCGUCUGGCCAAGGCCGGUCUCGCCGGUUUGGUUGUUAUGGGCUCCAACGGCGAGGCUGUCCACUGCACACGAGAGGAGAAGGUUGCCGUCACAAAGGCCACCCGUGAGGCUCUCGACGCCGCCGGCUUCCAGAACGUCCCCGUCCUGAUCGGUGCCACCGAGAGCAGUGUUCGCGGCACUAUUGAGCUCUCCAAGGCCUGUGCUGAGGCUGGUGCCGAGGCCUCCCUCAUCCUCCCCCCUUCAUACUACCGCGCCCAGGUCGACGAGACCACCAUCUACGACUACUUCGUCGCCGUCGCCGACCAGAGCCCUAUCCCUCUCGUCCUCUACAACUACCCUGGCGCCGUCUCCGGCAUCGACAUGGACAGCGACCUCCUCAUCAAGCUCGCCCAGCACCCCAACAUUAUCGGCACCAAGUUCACGUGCGGUAACACUGGCAAGCUCACCCGUGUCGCACUGGCUACCGACGCCAAGACCCCCUGGUCUGAGGGCUCUGGCUACAUGGCCUUUGGUGGCAUGUGCGACUUCACUGCCCAGACCCUUGCCAGCGGCGGCAGCGGCAUCAUUGCCGGCGGUGCCAACGUCAUGCCCAAGGUCUGUGUCAAGGUAUGGAACCUAUACGCCGAGGGUAAGCGUGACGAGGCCAUUGAGCUCCAGAAGAAGCUUUCCCGCGGCGACUGGUUUCUGACCAAGGCUGCCAUUGCCGGUACCAAGGGCGCCAUCCACAGCUACUUUGGCUACGGUGGAUACCCCAGACGUCCUCUCAGACGCCUCGAGCAGGCUAGGACUACCUCCAUUGAGGAGGGCAUCCGUGAGGUCAUGGAGAUUGAGAAGUCCCUUUAA
Messenger RNA from Colletotrichum chrysophilum, 969 nucleotides. RefSeq names its product L-threo-3-deoxy-hexylosonate aldolase (gene LGA1). The record is from RefSeq and is a predicted model, not a curated record. Gene Ontology annotation, molecular function: 4-hydroxy-tetrahydrodipicolinate synthase activity. The coding region runs from base 1 to 969 and encodes 322 amino acids. NCBI's taxonomy places the organism in Eukaryota, Fungi, Ascomycota, Sordariomycetes, Glomerellales, Glomerellaceae. The transcript has a single exon.